Acipenser ruthenus (sterlet) is the source of this 4564-nucleotide messenger RNA. Its product is annotated as cold shock domain-containing protein E1. The record is from RefSeq and is a predicted model, not a curated record. The transcript is spliced from 21 exons. Gene Ontology annotation, molecular function: nucleic acid binding. Bases 587 to 3262 code for a protein of 891 amino acids. Lineage: Eukaryota; Metazoa; Chordata; Actinopteri; Acipenseriformes; Acipenseridae.
ACCAGCAGGGUGAUCUCGCGAGAGCAGGCAGUUUUAUCCCUACGUAAUGUGCCGUGCUGCUUAUGGCGGCGCUGGAGACAGUGCUGAGGGCUGUUGGGUAUGAAGUGAAACGUAACUGAUUUUACCAUCUGAAACUGCUGCUUCACGUUCAGAUCACGUAGAAAAACCUAAAUCAAGUUGCAACGACGCUCGAAGACAAGAAGAAAACAAGAAACACGCAACCAAAGAACCAAGACAGCCAGAAAGACGAGCUGAAAAACAAGACACAACGCUUGAUCUGAAACAAGAAGUGUGUGCCUACUCAACAGCUUCUAAAAAAGAAAAGCACUUCCCAACGCUGCUACUAGUCCUUAUUUCAUUCUCCGCGCUGCGCUGUGACACCUCGCCCAGUGCAGCAAGAACAGGACCCUUUGCUAGCUCCACUAGACCCCUCUCGUCCCUCUUCAUCUCUCUCUCUCUCUCUCCUUGCUAUUCUGUUUUGUUUUCAUUACAGCAGUGCUAUCUGCUUCGGACCCCUGCACGUACAAGACAUAUCAUACACCUGUAACAGAACAGGUGCUCUGCAGUGCUGCCCCGGCUGUUUGAGAUGGAGCAGCUGUACCCCGUUCCUCCAGACCCCCCUCUCCCUCCUCCUCCUCCCCCCGCUGCCCUGCCCUCCCACCGUUCCUCCUCCAUCUCCUACCCCAGCACCUCUGCUGCUGGGCGUAAAACCCUGAAGAGAACCGCCCUCUAUCAGAGAUCUAUGAGCUUUGAUCCAAACAUGCUGCACAGCAACGGGCACUCCGGCUAUGCCAGCGACACGGCUGGGGGCCUGCGGGAGACGGGCGUCAUCGAGAAGCUGCUCAACUCCUACGGGUUCAUCCAGUGCUCCGAGCGGCAGGCGCGCCUCUUCUUCCACUGCUCCCAGUACAACGGGAACCUGCAGGAGCUCAAGGUUGGAGAUGAUGUGGAGUUUGAGGUGUCGUCUGACAGGCGCACAGGGAAGCCCAUCGCGGUGAAGCUGGUAAAGAUUAAACCAGAGAUCCUGCCUGAGGAGAGAAUCACUGGGCAGGUGGGGCCGAUUGACACAAACUCACUCACCACUCCCCUUACUGUGCUGCAUGGUUUUAGAGAUACAGUUGUUUGUGCAAUUCCAAACCACCUGGAUGGAAAAUCCGCCCCUGGACAAGCUCCCACCGGAAGUGUGUGUUACGAACGCAAUGGGCGCUCUUCUCUGUGUGCACAGGAGGUGUUCUACCUGACCUACGCCCCCGAGGAUGUGGAGGGAAGCCUGCCGCUGGAGACCGGGGACAAGGUCACCUUCUUCAUGGAGACCAACAAACAUACCGGCGCAGUGAGUGCCCACAGCAUCAUGCUCGUUAAGAAGAAACAAGUCCGCUGCCAGGGGGUCGUCUGUGCAACCAAGGAGGCCUUUGGGUUCAUCGAGAGGGGAGAUGUGGUGAAGGAGAUCUUCUUUCACUACAGCGAGUUUAAAGGGGACCUGGAGACCUUGCAGGCAGGAGACGAUGUGGAGUUCACCAUCAAAGAGAGAAACGGUAAAGAAGUUGCCACGGAGGUGCGGCUGCUGCCACAAGGAACGGUUAUUUUCGAGGAUAUCAGUAUCGAACACUUUGAAGGAACCGUCACCAAAGUGAUCCCAAAAGUCCCCAACAAAAACCAGAACGACCCCCUCCCCGGCCGGAUCGCAGCACGGAUCUCCUUCACUGAGAAGGAGCUGUUCUUCGGAGACAAGGACACCAAGUCCAAGGUGACCCUGCUGGAGGGCGACCACGUGCAGUUCAACAUCUCCACCGACCGGAGGGACAAACUGGAGCGAGCCACCAACAUCGAGAUCCUGCCGGACACUUUCCAGUUCACCAAGGAAACCAGAGAGAUGGGCGUAAUUGCUGCGAUGAGAGACGGGUUUGGGUUCAUUAAGUGUGUGGACCGAGAUGCCAGAAUGUUCUUCCAUUUCAGUGAGAUUCUAGAGGAGAGCCAGCUGCACAUCUCGGAUGAAGUGGAGUUCACAGUCGUCCCUCAGUUUGUUCUGACCUCCCGGUCCGGCUCCCCUGUACAGGACAUGCUGUCGGCUCAGAGGAACCACGCGGUCAGGAUUAAGAAGCUGCCCAAGGGCACUGUGUCCUUCCACACUCAGUCUGAGCAGUGCUUCUUAGGGGUGGUGGAGAAGGAAGCCACUGGGGCCUCCUCUAAAGCCACCAGCCCUGCCAAGGGCAAAGAGAAGGAUGCAGAGGAGGGUGUUAUUGCAUAUGAAGACUGUGGCGUGAAGCUGACUAUUCCCUACCACACCAAGGACUUGGAGGGCUCUGCUAAUCCACAAGUUGGGGAUAAGGUUGAGUUCACGAUUUCUGAGGUGAAGCGAACGGGCCAGCAGAGCGCUGUGUCCAUCAAGAUCCUGAACCGCAGUGUCAACUCCAAGAGGCUGCUGGGAUACAUCGCAACUCUGAAGGACAACUUUGGGUUUAUAGAAACUGCGAACCACGACCAGGAGAUCUUCUUCCACUACAGUGAGCUCUGUGGGGAUUUGGAUGAUCUGGAGCUGGGGGAUUCGGUGGAGUACACCCUCUCCAAGGGCAAGGGGAACAAAGUCAGUGCUGAGAAAGUCACCAAGGUUACUGCAGUGAACGGAGCUGGCGAUGAUGUGAGCGUGACGGUGUGCCUGGGGAAGGUGGUGCGGCCCCUGCGCAGUGUGGACCCAACCCAAACAGAAUACCAGGGAGUCAUCGAGGCCAUUGAGGAAGGAGACAUGAAGGGCCAGAGCUUCUCCUUCGGGAUAGUCGGCAUGGCUCACAAGGCAGACUGCCUGCAGAAGGCGGAGACGGUGAAGUUCCAGCUGUGUAUGGUGAGCCAGACUGGGCAGAAGAUGGCCUGUAACAUCGUCCCUCUGCGCAGAGCCCCAGUGGAGUGUGUGAAAGACCAGUUCGGUUUUAUAAGCUACGAGGUUGGGGAUGGGAAGAAGCUGUUCUUCCACGUGAAGGAGGUUCAGGACGGGGUGGAGCUGCAGGCUGGAGAUGAGGUGGAGUUCUCUGUGGUUCUGAACCAGCGGACUGGGAAGUGCAGUGCCUGCAACGUGCGUCGGGUCAGCGAGGGUCCGAAGCCUGUGUCCACCCCUCGACCGGACCGGCUGGUGAACAGAUUGAAGAGCAUCACUCUGGACGACUCGAGCGCCCCUCGCCUGGUCAUCCUGCGCCAGCCCAGAGGACCCGACAACUCCAAGGGCUUCAGUGUUGAAAGGAAGAUCCGUCAAGCUGGUGUCAUCGACUGACCUCGCAGAGCGGAGAAGUUUUAAUCAUGUGACGCGCCGGUGUGGAGUACGGUUCUGGAAGUGGGGUAGAGCAGCGCACCCACCCAUCCCCCACCCAGUCCCAUUCCAUCCCCCACCGUCCUCCUGCAAACCCAGUCAUAACAGUGCGGAAGCAUCCACCUGCCUGCUCUCCUGAAAACCAAACCGAAAGCCCAGGAGCAGCUUGGGACCUUCAUAGUCUUGCAUAAUCGGUUUUUUUUUUUUUUGUUUUGUUUCUUUUGAGAGGGGGAAAAAAAAAAUCAGUGGCAUUGAAGAGCGGUGCUAAUUUUACUGCAAGACGAUUUCUCUUUGGUUUAGCUUAAAGCUAUGCGUUUGGUAUGUUGCCUUCUGGAAUUCUGCACCUUUUAAACGGUGUGCUUUUAAAAAGAGAGGGUUGGGGGGGCUAUGUUGUUUCUCUGGGGAAACUUCGCCGUACACAAUCCUCCGCUUUUUAGUAAAGAGCGGUUUUAACACUUUCGUGAUCGAGCCAGGCAAAAUAUAUCAUGGCGUCCUGAAAUCCCAGCUCUGAUUCAGUCCUAUUAAAGGUGAAGCUUUUUGGGGAUAAUGGACUUGAGUACGAGAGGCACUGGCACCUUCUGCUGCGAAAGGUACAGCUCUCUGACGUUGAGUUAUCCCACUCCCCCACAAUCAAGAACCAAGUGCUUCCAGGUGCAGAAUUUCACAUGGGGUCCCUGUGCCAUUUGCAUAACUUUUUUUUUCUUUGUUUGCACAUACUUGAUGUUUUUACAGCUUUGCUUUCUGUGUAAGCCCUUGUUUCUGCUAAUUAAAAAAAAAAAACAAAAAAAAAACAUACAAAAAUAAACAAAUCUUUAAAAAAAAAAAACAAUAAAAAAAAUAAAGAAUUACCUUUCCCAACCGGCACCCAAAAUCUAAAACUUUUUUUUUUUUUUUUUUUUUUUUGAAUGGGUUUUCGUAACCAAGAAAGCAGAUUUGCAACGAGAGAAGUCUGGGAUGAGCUGUAUUCAUGUAUGUAAUGUGUGCUUUAUUUUUUUUUAUCCUAGAAAAAGACAUCAUGGAACAUUGUAAACUUUCUAAAAGUUCAAAAGAGCAUCAGAAAAUGAAAGAUCAGGAAUCCAGUUUCUGUGGUUUCGGGGCUGUAUUAGGAUUUUUGUUGUGCCUCCGCUAACAUGUGGAGUAUAUCUGUUGUUGGGAGACCGCAUGGUUCUUACAGGAACAUGAGAGGCUUUCUCCUGUGUACUUUUGUUAAUGGUCUUGAAUGAAACCCAUUAGAAUAAAAAGUUUUACGAAAAAUUUUGAAACAAA